CUCUGCUCGAUCUUGCAACUCUGUCUCUGAUCAUGACUGAUCUCACCGUUCCACGUGCCGCAAGUAUCGUGAACAUCGUGAAGACAGUUGUUCAACGUUGAAACCUAUUUUUUAUAAAAAAAAAAAAAAAAAUAUUUAUAUUGUAAGAUAAAAUUUGAAGUUAUGCGGUGUAUUGAAAUAAUUUUACGAUUGCACAAGUGAUAGUCAAUCAAAUUCAAAACAUACGAACGUGAGAUUAUGCCUAACAGAUACUUGGUUAGAGUAUGGCGAGUUCGCCGAUCAUCGAUCAUUCAUUCGUUCAGCUAAUUAUCAUAUACAGUUAACAACAACAUUCCUCGAAUGUCGGAAGAGUGUUUUCUAUCGAUGCCGCCUGACUCCGUGUGUUCAUUGUCGUUUUAAAAAGUAUAUUAACUCCCGAGAUGCAAUGGGGUUUGAUCAGAACUCGGUGUCUGAUUAUGCGCUCGCAUUUGUACCGGCUCUUUUAUUUCUCGCUACGUGUUCAACAGUCUUCCACAGAUUAAAAGUGAGAUGGCCCGUAAAAGUGAAUUGCUGGUUCUGCAAUGAGAACACAAAGAUACCCAGACAAAAUCGGAAUUGGUGGUUGUGCCCUUGGUGCGAACAAUACAACGGUUUCUCUAAGAAUGGCGAUUAUGCACGCAAUAUUCCAGAGCAAUAUACUUCAUCCGGCGCAAACCCUGUGUACUGCAGAUUGCUUAAACAAAAAAAUAACAUGUACAAGAUUCCAAAAAGUGAUCUUUGUGAACAUUGUAACAAGCAAGAAAGUUUAAAAUUGAUUGAAUUAUCUAACUUUGAACCUAGAAACAGAAAGCUGCAUAAUGACGAGCUGAAAGCAUUUAAAGAGUAUUUAGAAGAAAGAUAUCCGUUAUGUAAAAAUUGCAAAUUGACAGUAUAUGAUGUGCUGCAUAAACAGGCAUUAUGGCUUGCUGCCUAUAAAAUGUCGUUUUUUAGAAAAAAGCCAGUUCAAAUGCUCAUUAAAAAUGCAAGAAAAAUUGAAAUAACGUUUCGAGUUACUUCGAUAAUCUUGGAUUUAAUUAUAAUUUAUAAUCUUGAUUUUCCAUGGUUAGCAAUCAGUGGAUUAUUGUCUCAUCUAUGUGCUUGUUGGACAAGCUCGUUGAGGAAAAAAAAUUUUGAUAUAUUGUUGAUAGUUUUAUGGAUCUGUAUCAGUAUUCUUCUAUCUGUUAAAAAUUUAACAACGUUUGAAAAUGUAUGGUUUCCAUCAAAGUAUAUUAAUGAGUAUCACAUGAUACUAGUAUGUGCAUUUAUAGGCAUCCUGAGUAUAAAACCUAGUCAGUAUAAAAAUAGAUUUGUUUCAGUCAAAUUUAAGAAGCUCACUCACAAGUUGCACUCACAGAGCAUUGCUCUAUCUCAGUCUAAAUUUAAGAAUCAAAAUACAAACGAUAGCAUUUGGAAUGAGACAAACAACAGUGUUGAGUUGACAAAUAAGUUAUCUUUCUCCAAAAUUCAGUCAUAUUCAAUAAUCAGGAACAAUCCACAGAAUGAUUACUGUCUGAACGAAAGUAUGAGCACACUUUUUCUGAGCGAAGACUUCUCAACGACAAGAUGUAACAAAGAAAACGCGAAAACGGCACCGACGAUAUUCGAAAAAAGAACGUACAGCGCAACGAGUUCCGAAAGUCUCUUCAAAAAGUCCAGCGUGUCCAAUAAUCGGAAGUAUAUUCUGUCGCCACCGAAACUGAAGUCAGUCACGCAGACUUCGUGGGUGGCCGGCGGUUACUGGCAGGAGGGAAUGCCAACUACGCCGACGACUCUCUCGCGGUCGUCCAGUCAAAGCUCCGGUUUCGGCUCGGCCGGUUCGUCUAAUCUUGCGUCAUCACGUGAACCGUCGUCGGUACACGAGCUCGAUCGCUGUUCUGUUGUGUCGAAUGCAACGAGAUUAUCUUGCCACGUCGUGUCACGAUCAACUGUGCCUUUCCACGUGCAGUCGCAGCGUGAAGGUGCGUGUGAUUAUUCGCGUCGCGCGAUAUGCAAGACAGACAUCCAAGAAAGUGAGUCGAGUGCGGAGAAUCGGGGAGAUUCGACGCUAGUGGUUCCUGGUCACACGACGACUAUCAUUACGAGCCCUGGUUGGUUGUCCGUGCUUCUCUGCGGCUCCCUGAUAGUAAAUAUAAUAGUGCUGUGCGCUAUGUUAUUACGUUAGUGUUGUGUUCAUGAUACUGUCUAAUUAACUAUCCUUAUCUUUACUAUCUAUUAAUUCUGUAAUUAUAUAUCUAUUAUCUGGAAAAUCUAGUUUUAAUUCUCCGAUUAUAACAUCGGAGUUGUUAAAGGUUCGACUUAGACCGUAGCGCCAUUGAACGAAUGGAUAAACUUGUGCAAACAAUGUGAGUAAUUGCUAGCGUUCUAAAUAAUUUUUAAGUGUUUACCAGUCCGAGUCAAUUAGAGUCAAGUAAUUUUUUCUUUUUUCUGGUCUCUUCUUUUUUUUCACAUUACCUCUUUUCUCUUAUAAUUUUCGACAGAGAUUUCUUUUGAAUUGUAUAAAACUUUUAUUUAUGUAUAAAAGCUUCUGUGUUUUUAAGAAAUCUAUGUUUUCUCUCGCUUUUGAUAUUACGGUUCAAUGUGAAAUGGCUGCGGUGAGUAAAACGAGUCGCAAAUUCAGUAAUUAACGCGGUGUAAAACGAUUACCACUGCCACAAUUCGUGGAAAAAGACAUCAAAAAAAAAAAAAAA
Molecule: messenger RNA, 2705 nt
Organism: Pseudomyrmex gracilis
Lineage: Eukaryota; Metazoa; Arthropoda; Insecta; Hymenoptera; Formicidae
Exons: 6
Coding region: 425-2179 (584 amino acids)
Biological process (GO): nuclear migration along microtubule
Cellular component (GO): nuclear membrane
Molecular function (GO): actin filament binding; lamin binding
Source: RefSeq, a predicted model, not a curated record